Dermacentor silvarum is the source of this 1703-nucleotide messenger RNA. RefSeq names its product elongation of very long chain fatty acids protein AAEL008004. NCBI's taxonomy places the organism in Eukaryota, Metazoa, Arthropoda, Arachnida, Ixodida, Ixodidae. Gene Ontology annotation, cellular component: endoplasmic reticulum membrane. Gene Ontology annotation, biological process: fatty acid elongation, monounsaturated fatty acid; fatty acid elongation, saturated fatty acid; fatty acid elongation, polyunsaturated fatty acid. The transcript has a single exon. The record is from RefSeq and is a predicted model, not a curated record. The coding region runs from base 371 to 1186 and encodes 271 amino acids. Gene Ontology annotation, molecular function: fatty acid elongase activity.
AGAAUGGGGGGAAUGGCACACACAAAGGCUUGCAGUCAGCUCUCUGUUUGUGCGCGGAAUUGCCCGAAGGUCUCCAAAAGACGGGAGUAGGUGAGAGCCGCAUUCGACUCAAUGCCACGGCUUGCGACACCCUCCUCUCCACUCAGUGGAGCGCGCGCACGUCAAGCAGCUGUCGCAGGAGGAGGAGGUGGAAAACGGGAUUAACGCGAGAGAAGAAAGGGUCUCUCGCCCCAUUCGUCAUUCGUUUUCGCUCUCUCAGAAGGCAGUAAAUAAAGGUGGGUGUUCCGUACGCUCAAGCGUCUCGGCAACACACACUCUCUGGCCCUGCCGUGUGCCCUACUACUCUUCAACGUUGAGCAGAAAGGCGGCAAUGUCUUCGAGCAUGGAUGCCGUCGUGCCCGACACCUUCUUGAUGCGCGACCCGCGGACGGAGGGCUGGCCGCUAGUAGGCAGCAAGCAGUUUCUAAUCACGCUGCUUCUCGGCUACGUCUACUUGGUCAAGAUCGGCGGCCCGCGUUUCAUGAAGGGCCGGAAGCCUUUCGAUAACCUGAAGCCGGUGAUCAUGCUCUACAACUUGUCCAUGGUGUUCCUCAACGCGUACUUCGUGUACAACUUCCUGAUACGUUCGUACUUCGGCGGCGGCUACAGCAUCGUCUGCCAGGGCAUCAACUACCAGGCCCGCGACCAGACCACCAUGGAGUUCCUGGAGCUGUGCUACUGGUACCUGUGGGUGCGCAUCGCCGAUUUCCUAGACACCAUCUUUUUCGUGCUGCGCAAGAAGGACUCGCACGUGUCGUUCUUGCACGUCGUGCACCACAUUCUGGUCGUCUUCAACGGCUGGUUCGGGCUCGCGUACGGCCCCGACGGACAGGUUGCGCUCGGCCUGACGCUCAACAGCUUCGUGCACGUGGUCAUGUACUCCUACUACUUCCUGUCACUUCUGGGGCCCUCGGUGAGGCCCUUCCUGUGGUGGAAGCGCUACUUGACCCAGUUCCAGCUGGUGCAGUUCAUCAUCAUGUUCAUCCACUGCACCAUCCCUGUCUUCAAGGAGUGCGGCUACCCCAUGACCCACAUGAUGAUCACCAUUCCUCAAGCCCUGUUCUUCUUCGGCAUGUUCAUCCGGUUCUACGUGCAGGCCUACAACAAGCAGCCCGGCAAGCUUGCCGCUGCGGACAAGAGCCAGUAGGUUCACGAUGACCAGGCGAGUACGGGCUGCGCGACUGCUUCGUCGCCGCUCAGUGCGCGUUUCCCUCUCAGGCGGCAACUCUUCAAACACGCCGCUUGCAGACUUGCCGCCCAAAGGAUCUCUGUCGGAAUGACUGAUGGUACAGUGAUUGAAAAUUUCCCGCCUUACGGAUGGCACGCGUUUGCCUGACGCCGAAUGUGCUGCAAGUCAAAGCAGCGAGAGGACGCAAAUUCAUUGGUACCGCGUAUUGCUAUGCCGGAUUGAGCAUCACUGCGCACCUGACAGACUGUUUUUAUGUUCUUAGCCAGACAGCCGUGCGACAGGUGGAUGAAGAAAGUGGUUGUGAAGUGCUUUUGUAUAAUUAUGCUGUGCCGCUUCAUCCUUAGCCUGAAGCUCGAAACAUCGUGUUCACUUUUAUGUACAGUCCGAUAAAAGCAACCUAAUUCAAAUGUAGCUACUCUGUGGCAAACACAUCUCAUGUAAAUAAAUGCACAUUCGGGCCCUUUGGGCUUCUCAA